GUUCAGAGGAGCAGGAAACAAAAAAGGCAGAAGCUUUAGAAAGAAUCAGAGAUUCAAUCAAUCAAACGUUUCUACCUUCAGCAGAGAGAGAGAGAGAGAGAGAGAUGGGGGGUCAGGUGUCUUCGUUGGAUGGCGUCCAUGUGGUAAUAGUUGGGGGGGGAUUUGGGGGCAUCGCGGCCGCUCAGCAGCUGAAAUCUCGACAAAUCAGCUUCACUCUGAUCGACAUGAGAGACGCUUUCCAUCACAACGUGGCGGCGCUCCGAGCCGCCGUCAAGCCCGGCUUUGCUCAGAGGACCUUCAUCCCGUACGCCGAGACGUUCGGAGACAGCUUCCUUCAGGGUCGAGUUGAGAGGGUGGACACGGAGAGACAGACGGUCGUCCUGCAGGGAGGGAGGGAGAUCGUGUACUCUCACCUGAUCCUGUGCACCGGGACAGAUGGAGCGUUCCCCGGGAAGUUCAACACCGUGGCGUCCUAUCAGACCGCCGUGCAGACGUACAAGGACUUCGUCAAGCAGCUGCAGGCUGCAGCCUCUGUGUUGGUGGUAGGAGGAGGGUCUACCGGUGUGGAGAUGGCCGCUGAGAUCAAGACCGAGUAUCCCGACAAGAAGGUGGUUCUGGUCCACUCCAGAAUCGGGCUUUGUGACCCGGAGCUUCUGCCCAGCGUCAGACAGGAAGCCAAGGAAGUUCUACUGGGGAAAGGGGUGGAGCUACUGCUGGGUCAGAAAGUGUCCAACCUGUCACAGCUGCAGCUCAACGUGACCCAGAAGAACAUGGUGGUGACCACGGAGCGCGGAGACAAACUGACCACGGAUCUGAUCAUCUGCUGCACCGGAGGCAAAGUCAACGCCGCGGCCUACGCCUCCAGCUUCUCGGGCUGUCUGGCUGCUGACGGCGCUCUGAAGGUCAACGACCACCUGCAGGUGGACGGCUUCUCCAACGUCUUCGCCGUGGGCGACUGCGCCGACAUCAAAGAGCCCAAGCUGGCGUACCAUGCCGGGCUGCACGCCGCGGUCGCCGUUAACAACAUCAGUAACAGUGUGAGAGGGAAGGAGCUGACAUCAUAUCACACAGGUAACGUCAGCAUGUUGCUGGCGAUGGGCCAUGACGACGGCGUCGGCCAGUUCAACGGGCUGAAGCUGCCUCGUUUCGUCGUCGCUCUGGGGAAGAGUCGAGAUCUGCUGCUGUGGAAGAGCUGGAGGGAGAUGCAGCAGAGACAGCCCUGAGACACACACAGAUACAUACACACACAUACACAGUCACAGACAUAUACACACACACACACACAUAUAUAUAUAUACACACACACACACACACGCAUAACACACACAUACACAACACGCAAGCACACAUAUACACACUGCUUUGUGCCUUCAUCCAAUCACAAGACUGAUUUCAUUAAAGUAUUAUUAGAAAGUAUAAAUAAAGUAUAAAUAUAAGAGUUUAAAUAUAUGAAAGUAUAUCUCCUCCGCUGUUACAAAGUAACUCAGUAACUUUGACUUUGAGUACAUUUUAAAUGAACUACUUCUACCAGUAGUUAUACUCAAAGUAAACGUUGAAGUGA
This is a messenger RNA of Sander lucioperca (pikeperch), 1561 nucleotides long. RefSeq names its product apoptosis inducing factor mitochondria associated 2 (gene aifm2). Bases 105 to 1223 code for a protein of 372 amino acids. Gene Ontology annotation, biological process: positive regulation of apoptotic process; apoptotic mitochondrial changes. Gene Ontology annotation, molecular function: flavin adenine dinucleotide binding; electron-transferring-flavoprotein dehydrogenase activity. The record is from RefSeq and is a predicted model, not a curated record. Gene Ontology annotation, cellular component: cytoplasm; mitochondrion. NCBI's taxonomy places the organism in Eukaryota, Metazoa, Chordata, Actinopteri, Perciformes, Percidae. The transcript has 9 exons.